Molecule: messenger RNA, 3330 nt
Organism: Gasterosteus aculeatus aculeatus (three-spined stickleback)
Lineage: Eukaryota; Metazoa; Chordata; Actinopteri; Perciformes; Gasterosteidae
Product: disabled homolog 2-interacting protein
Biological process (GO): regulation of GTPase activity
Source: RefSeq, a predicted model, not a curated record
AUGCAGCAGCUUCGCUGUGGUAGCCAGGAGUCGUUGCUAAGCAGCUGUGUGUCAUCUCUGGAGCUCAGGAUGGACCAAUCGGUGAUCAUCAAACCUGUUCACUCCUCCCUCCUGGGACAGGACUACUGCUUUGAGGUGACAACCUCGACAGGAACAAAGUGCUUCUCGUGCCGGUCGGCGGCAGAGAGGGAUAAAUGGAUGGAGAACCUGAGGAGAGCCGUGCAUCCCAACAAGGACAACAGCAGGAGGGUGGAGAACAUCCUGACGGUGUGGGUCAUUGAAGCCAAAGACCUGCCUGCAAAAAAAAGGUACUUCUGUGAGCUGUGUCUGGAUGACUGUCUUUACGCCCGGACGUCCUGUAAGCUGAAGACAGACAACAUAUUUUGGGGAGAGCGCUUUGACUUCGGCAGCCUGCCCUCCGUCACCUCCAUCACUCUUCAUCUUAACAAAGACACCGACAGGAAGAGGAAGAAGGAUAAGAGCAGCUACGUGGGGUUGGUCAAUAUCCCUGUUGCCAUGGUGACCGGUAGACAGCUGGUGGAGAAGUGGUAUUCGUUAAGCACGCCCAGCACCAUCCGGGCAAAGUCAUCUGUGCCGACGGUGCGAGUCAAAGCUCGCUACCAGAGCAUCGUCAUCCUGCCGAUGGAACAGUACAAAGAGUUUGCAGAAUACAUUAGCUCCAACUACCUGCUGCUCUGCAACACUCUGGAGGCCUCCAUCAGCCUGAGAUCCAAGGAAGAGCUUGCUUCUGCACUGGUCCACAUCUUGCACAGCACGGGGAAGGCCAAGGACUUCUUGACGGACCUGAUGAUGUCGGAGGUGGACCGUUGCCGUGACAACGACCAGCUGAUUUUCAGAGAGAACACGCUGGCAACAAAGAGCAUUGAAGAAUAUCUGAAGCUGAUUGGACAGAAGUACCUGCAGGACGCCCUUGGUGAGUUCAUUAAAGCUCUAUACGAGUCAGAUGAGAACUGUGAGGUUGACUCAUCUCGCUGUGCGACCUCUGACCUCGCUGAGCAUCAGGCCAACCUGAGGAUGUGCUGUGAACUCGCCUUCUGCAAGAUCCUUGACUCAUACAGGUUCUUCCCCCGGGAGCUGAAGGAGGUUUUUGCGUCAUGGCGACAGGAAUGCUGUAACCGGGGGCGACCAGACAUCAGCGAGCGUCUCAUCAGCGCCUCGUUGUUCCUGCGCUUCCUUUGUCCGGCUGUGAUGUCACCGUCACUGUUCGACCUCAUGCAGGAAUACCCCGACGAGCGUUCUGCCAGAACCCUGACCCUCAUCGCCAAAGUCAUCCAGAACCUGGCCAACUUCAGCAAGUUUGGGACUAAAGAAGAGUACAUGCUGUUCAUGAAUGAUUUUGUGGAGCGCCAGUGGAGCAGCAUGCAACGUUUCCUGCAGGAGAUCUCUAAUCCUGAUGGACUGAACCACACCGCCGGCUUCGAUGGAUACAUCGACCUCGGCCGAGAGCUGUCCAGCCUACACACCCUGCUGGCUGAGCUGGAUCAGGCGUGCCUGUCGAAGCUCGGCCCUCUACCUCGGAUAAUCAGAGAGGUUUCAGUGGCGCUGGCUAACCCUGGGGGCGUGUCCAUGUCGUCUCCAGAGCCUCAGCGUGUGGUUUCCCCGCCCCCACUGUCCCCGCCUCUCUCCCCUCCUCUUGCAGCGUGUAAUCCCUCUAUUGGCCUACAGGGCGGCGUUGGACUGGAUGGAGGUUUGGUAGACUUCACCAGACUUCCCUCUCCGACUCCAGAGAACAAAGACUUGUUCUUUGUCACCAAAGGAUCCUGUCUACAGCCCACGUCAGGUCAGCAGGGCUCUCCGGCAGUGAGCUCGUCGUACUCUGAGCCCAAUGAGAACGAGGCGGGUUUUGAGAUGGCCAAUGGGAGCAGGAGGGAGGGGCCUGAUCUGACCAAUGAGAGCCGCAGUCUGUCUCUGGUCGACUUGCAGGACUCUUCCCCGAGCGACGGCCUCGACGACGGCCAAUGGCAGCUCAGGACGGGGCUCCUCCCCCUCUCCUUCCAGAACCCCGUGUAUCACAUGACUGCCACGUCGCCGAGGCAACCAAUGGAUGCCACGCCCUCGGACGGCUCGGCGGGUUCGCAGGGAAAUCCCGAAGACAGAAACACCAUUGCAACCAAACCAGCGUUUCUUACACAGAUGUCUGUGGCGCUGGGCGGGGGGGAGAGGGUGUCGGCCAUGUCCAGCAGCAGCAGUGGAGAAGAAUACUCCCGACGAGCUUUGUCGGACACACUCACAGGUUGCCCCGCCCCAUCUCGUCAGACCACCUCGGGUCCUCAGAGACGCAUAGACCAGCCUCCUCCACCCUCCUGUGCUCCUCCAGGACCUCCUCGAGGUCGCACUCCGCCCAGCUUGCUGAGCGGCGGCGCAGGCAUCAUCCACCCUACUCGCCCUACCUCCGGGAGCAUGAUGUCAUCGAGUCCCGAUUGGCCGAGCAGUGGCCAGUCGCGACUUAGACAGACAUCGUCGUCAUCUAAGGGAGACAGCCCUGAGAAACAACGACCCACUGCCAAGGCCCCUUCUCCAUGUGCUUUGGACCGGACUGCCGCCUGGCUGCUCAACAUGAACUCCGCCUCCUCCUACGGUGAGGCAGAGGAUGAUCGCCAUGACGACGCCCUGGUAGAGAAGUACCAGCAGGAGAUUGCCUUGCUGCAGGAGAAGUUGCGAGUUGCUGCGAUGAGGCAGGACGAGUGUGAGGCCCGACUGCUGGUCCAGGAUCAGCAGAACCAGCGCAUGCUACAGGAGUACCAGGUGCGGUUGGAGGACACAGAGGGACGACUGAGGCGGUUGCAGGAUGAUAAAGAUCUUCAGAUGAACAGCAUAAUCAGCAGGUUGAUGGCAGUGGAGGAGGAGCUGAAGAAGGAUCACUCUGACAUGCAGGCUGUGGUGGACUCCAAACAGAAGAUCAUUGAGGCGCAGGAGAAGAGGAUAUCCAGUCUGGAUGCAGCUAACAGUCGUCUGAUGGCUGCUGUGACUCAACUGAAGGAGCGGUACGCAGUGACAUCACAGAGGAACGGCCUGUCUCCAAGCAACGCCUCGUCUCUGCAGAUCACAGAGAAUGGUGAAUUCCGGAACUCCGGCAACUCCUGAACAACCGGCUGCUCCUCUCUGAUUGGUUCUCUAAUCAACCAAUCUCAAACCUGUCAAUCAACUCUCACCUCGCAGAGUUGGACCUGACCUCCAAACUAUUUCAACCCCUGAUGCUAGGUUUACCUUAACAAUGCAUGUUUCCUUUUUGAAGUUAGUCUGGCAUCAUCUCUGUUAUUUCGUGUUACUGUAUCCUGAAACCUCCGACAAAGUGCACGCCGACACUCC